Messenger RNA from Arachis stenosperma, 501 nucleotides. RefSeq lists its product as uncharacterized. Lineage: Eukaryota; Viridiplantae; Streptophyta; Magnoliopsida; Fabales; Fabaceae. The coding region runs from base 1 to 501 and encodes 166 amino acids. Gene Ontology annotation, molecular function: protein binding. The transcript has a single exon. The record is from RefSeq and is a predicted model, not a curated record.
AUGGAGAUCCACGAAGCAAAGUUUCUCUGCAGCUAUGGCGACGAGAUCAAGCCCUGCGGGUGCAUCAAUAAGCUCGCCUACGUCGGUGGCACCAAUAAGCUUCUUUAUGUUGACCGUGGAAUUGACUUCAGAGCCAUGGUUGCCGAAAUCUCCAGCCUCUUUGACGGCGCCUGCAACGGCGAUUACUGCUUCAAAUACCAAGUCCCCGGCAGCGAUGAUCUCAAUGCUCUCGUCUCCGUCACCAACGACAGAGACCUCCACAACAUGAUGCUCGUGUUCGAUCAACUCUACCGCGAUUCCCCUAGAUUCGCCCGCAUGAGACUCUUCCUCUUCCCAAACCCUAACAAACCUCUCGAUUCGGUUAAGCCAAACUCUAAUAGGCUAUCUUCGUAUCUUUGGAAGCAUGAAGUGUUUAUCAGCUUUAGAGGGAAGGGCCCUCUUACCGGAUUCAUGUUUGAAGUUUAUUAUAAGAUUGAAAUUAAUUUAUGGCGGAAGCUUUAG